This is a messenger RNA of Trypanosoma cruzi, 213 nucleotides long. RefSeq lists its product as uncharacterized. NCBI's taxonomy places the organism in Eukaryota, Euglenozoa, Kinetoplastea, Trypanosomatida, Trypanosomatidae. The transcript has a single exon. The annotation marks the transcript as partial. The record is from RefSeq and is a predicted model, not a curated record.
AUGGACAAGGUGCUCGAUGAAGAGGUCGGCGUGCCGUACUUAACUCCCGGACAGGUCCCUUUGCAAGCAGCAGCAGUCUUACCUUUUUUAACGCCUCCGGCUGGGGCGCCGACCUUCCCUCGUUUGUACGCGGCAUCACUGGGGGAGGAAUACAUCGAUGCAGCGGAAUGCGUUGAAUAUGCAUCGUCCAAUGACGCUGGAUUUAUGGUGAAA